AUAUUGCCUUAAUUAGAUGAGCGUGCAUACCCACAUCCAAAUCAUUCAGCUCUCUCUCACUUCUUAUCCCUCUCUCAAUGGCAGCUGAAACAGCUUCCCUUCUUCCCUCCCAAGCAUUUCCUAGUCAACCUACCAAGAUAUCAAGCAUCAAAACGUUAGCUGAAUCUCCUGGUCUCACCUCCAUCCCCGCCACUCACACCUUCACUCCUGAUCUCCAUGACCAGGUAAUUUGUGUCCCAGAAGGAUCCAUUCCUGUCAUAGAUUACUCUCUUCUUAUUUCAGGCACUCCCGAUCAACGGUCUAAAACAGUUCAUGAACUUGGCAGAGCCUGUCAGGACUGGGGCUUCUUCAUGGUGAUCAAUCAUGGGGUGCCAGAGAACCUUCUCAGCUCGAUACUGGAUGGGUGUAAAGGUUUUUUUGAUCUGCCAGAAGAGGAGAAGCAAGAGUUUAAAGGGAACCAUGUAUUGGACCCAAUAAGGUCUGGCACCAGCUGUAAUGUUUCAGUGGAAAAGGCUUUCUAUUGGAGGGAUUUUCUUAAGUUCUUUGUACAUCCUGUGUUCUACUCACCUACCAAACCUGCUGGCCUCAGUGAGAUUUCAUUAGAGUACUCCCAAAGAGUUAGAGAAGUAGCAAGGGGGUUACUGAAAGGAAUAUCCGAAAGUUUGGGAUUGGAAGGAAGCUAUAUAGACAAGGCACUGAAUUUGGAACAGGGGAAACAAAUAUUUGUUGCAAACUUGUAUCCAACUUGUCCACAGCCAGAGCUUGCAAUGGGCUUGCCCCCUCAUUCAGAUCAUGGCUUGUUGACACUUCUAAUCUACAAUGGAAUUGGUGGCCUUCAAAUUCAACACGAAGGGAAGUGGGUCAAUGUCUGUGCCCUCCCCAACUCCUUCCUGGUUAACACUGGAGAUCACCUUGAGAUUUUGAGCAAUGGAAGGUACAAGAGUGUUCUGCACCGAGCAAUGGUGAACAGCAAGGCUACAAGGAUAUCCAUAGCUAUGAUACAUGGACCAUCACUAGACUCAGUCGUUAGCCCAGCAACAGAGUUAUUAGUGAGCAGUAAAGGCAAUGAACCAGCAGCAUACGUUGGCAUGAAAUACAAAGACUACCUGGAACUUCAGCAAAGCAACAAGCUGGAUGGGAAAUCUUGCUUGGACCGAGUUCGAUCCAGCAGUUUAGCUACUGCUUCUGUGUGUGUACCAAACCAUGAAGGUAAUAAUGAUACUUCUAUGAUUUCAUGAAUGCGAAAAUGAAUGGAUGAAGAAUGUGAUUGUAAUCAAAAUAAAGACUUCUUGUAAAAUAUAAGAAGUGGGUCGGUCUUAAGGUCUUAAGACCAUCUCACUCUUGCUUGUUAUGUAGACAGUGGAGCUCAGGAAAGCAAAAUAUUAUGUGCUUCUUGUUUGCA
This is a messenger RNA of Populus trichocarpa (black cottonwood), 1402 nucleotides long. Its product is annotated as 2-oxoglutarate-dependent dioxygenase 19. The transcript has 4 exons. Lineage: Eukaryota; Viridiplantae; Streptophyta; Magnoliopsida; Malpighiales; Salicaceae. The coding region runs from base 78 to 1238 and encodes 386 amino acids. The record is from RefSeq and is a predicted model, not a curated record.